CUUGCGUAGAUCGCACUACUUGCCUAUUUCCUCCACUCUCCAACCACCACACUUUACAUCUACAUAUUUCUCUUCUAAAACCUAACCCUCCUAUUCAUUCACAAUGGUUCAAGCCGCUACCCUCGUCCUCGCCGCCUUCGCCGUUGCCCCCGUCUUGUCUGCCCCACUUUCUCAACCCACCGCUGAAGAAGAAUCAUUCACCCGCUCAACCGACAUCGAUUCCGACGCUCUCGAGCUCCGAGAUCCCAAGUUCAAUUUCGGCAACUUUAUCAAGAAGGCCGUAGGUGUCGCCAAAACGGUGGGCAAGGUUGCCAUCCCUGCCGCUCGCCUCUUCCUGCGAGACACCGACGGCAACCUCUACGAAAUUCGCGCCUUGGACGACGUGACUCUCGACCCUGACCUCCCCGCCCGCGACAUCCUCGAGUCAGACGACGCGUUGCUCGAACGCGAGUUUGCCGACCUCGACACCCGCGAUCCCAGGUUCAACCUGGGCCGCUUCCUCAAGAAAGCCAAGGGUGUCGUCGGGAAGGUCGGAGGUGUUGCAGGAAAGGUCGCGGGUGUUGCUGCGUCCCUGGCUCUGAGGGACGAGCUGGACGGCCUCGACCUCGAUGCUCGCGCGUACCAGGAGCUUGAAGAGUUGCUGGAGCGCGAAUUUGCUGAUAUUGAUGAGCUCGAGGUUCGGGACCCCAGGCUCAGGCUUGGAAAGCUCGUCAAAAAGGUCGGAAGAGUUGCUGGCAAGGUCGGAGGUGUUGCCGGUAGGGUUGCUGGUAUUGCAGGAGGUUUGGGCCUUAGGGAUUUGGAGGGCAUGGAGACUGAGAUCCGCGAAGUGUCUCUUAAUGACCUCGACUAGUGGAUUACAUUGUUUCGUUUAUAGGGUUGC
Molecule: messenger RNA, 880 nt
Organism: Coprinopsis cinerea okayama7#130
Lineage: Eukaryota; Fungi; Basidiomycota; Agaricomycetes; Agaricales; Psathyrellaceae
Exons: 2
Coding region: 104-850 (248 amino acids)
Source: RefSeq, a predicted model, not a curated record